GCGGAGAAACCUUCGAUGAAAAAAAAAAGAUCUUGAGCUUAGUUUUGUUUGUAAACAGAGCUGACGUUGCUUGAUCAUAGUUGUAUAAUUUGUUUUCCCUGAGACCAUGCGAAGCCAAGAAGUGAGAUAAGGGCAUUAGAAGCGUCCUGAUAUGUCUUCCUGUAGUUUUAUAAUCAGGCGGAGCAAUUGGGUGGGAUCCCACCUGUAAAUUCGUUAGCAAUGUUAGACUAGCUUUCAAGCUUGAAAUUGGUUAAGCUUGAAGAAGCGCUGCAUUUGGCCACGACGUGGUGGUAUUUUUUCGCGUGGUUCCAACCAGCCAUAUUGAAAUGUAUUUUCUGGUAGUUUCUUUUUUGAUAAGUAAGAAGAAUUUAUUAUCUACGUAAUUAGGCAUAGCCCAAGUACACAUGAAGUAUACAAGAGAAUAUUUUCUGGCAGUUAAAAGAGGAGUUUUAAAAUUGGGACAACAAUGAGGGUUGAAGAGCAGCCAGUUUCUUGUAUUCUUUUGGGACCAACAUUGAAGAUUUGGGAAUCAUUUACCACAGGGGCACCCAUCCCGGUAAAUCAUGGAAUAUCCUCCAAAGAUAGCACUCCAUUCAUAACUUUUGUCUUAGGUGGCCCUGGUAGUGGAAAAGGUACACAAUGUGCAAAGAUUGUAGACACUUUUGGAUUUAAACAUCUUAGUGCAGGAGAUCUGUUAAGGAGGGAAAUAGCUUGCAAUAGUGAAUCUGGAUCCACGAUUCUUGACACAAUUAAAGAAGGACAGAUUGUUCCUUCAGAAGUGACGGUCAGACUUAUACGAAGGGAGAUGGAAUUGAGUAACAAUCACAAGUUUCUUAUUGAUGGUUUCCCACGAAGUGAGGAAAACCGCAUAGCAUUUGAAAGGAUUAUUGGAGCUGAACCAAAUAUUGUGCUUUUCUUUGAUUGCCCUGAAGAAGAGAUGGUGAAACGAGUGCUUAACCGUAAUCAGGGCCGAGUUGAUGAUAACAUAGAUACCAUCAAGAAACGUCUUAAGGUGUUUGAAGCAUUGAAUCUUCCUGUCGUCAAUCACUAUGCGAAGAAAGGAAAACUUCAUAAGAUCUGUGCAGUAGGAGCAGAAGAUGAAAUAUUCGAACAGGUUCGCCCAGUUUUUGCUGGAUGUGAGCAGGUGAUAAGCGAGAGUUAAUUGUGGGUGUCAACCAAAGUCCGAGCUAGGACAGAUUUAGUUGGUAGUUAGGCUUUACUGAAAGCCUUUUAAAGAGUGGGAAUUCAGCAGAGGAAAACAUACAUAAGCUUAGAGGGAAAAUGUUCUUUAAUUCUUGUUAUUUUUUACUGUUCUUGUACAGAGAUUAGGCUGCAACAUAAAAUCUGUAGCGUUACUGCUCUAUUUCGAGUUCCCUUGUGUUUUUUAUAAUGCAAAGAAAAGGGUACUACUCUAGGAAACAAUGGCUACAGCAAAUGAGAAAAUGGGACUCGUUUCAUGUUUGAUGGAAGGUAAUUGCCACCACAGAAACUUAAAUUGCAUCAGACUCUUUGAAUAUACAUGAUUAUUUUUCCUCUUUGAAUA
This is a messenger RNA of Juglans regia (Persian walnut), 1543 nucleotides long. Its product is annotated as UMP-CMP kinase. Gene Ontology annotation, cellular component: nucleus; cytoplasm. The record is from RefSeq and is a predicted model, not a curated record. Gene Ontology annotation, molecular function: UMP kinase activity; ATP binding. The transcript has 9 exons. The coding region runs from base 467 to 1162 and encodes 231 amino acids. Gene Ontology annotation, biological process: UDP biosynthetic process; CDP biosynthetic process; 'de novo' pyrimidine nucleobase biosynthetic process. Lineage: Eukaryota; Viridiplantae; Streptophyta; Magnoliopsida; Fagales; Juglandaceae.